CGUAUUCUAAAGAAUAUUUUAGAUAAUAUAUAGUAAAAUCUAUUAAGAAGUCGCGAAAAACGCACGUGUAUCAUAUAUAUUACAUUCUGCGCACAUUUGCCAGUAUAUAAUCAAAAUGUUCUACCGUAUGGUAUAUGGCAUAUUUAAUACAUGCGCAACACAUUUCUGAACACUUUAGAGAGAGAGACUUGGUAUCAGGUUAUGUCAGCAGGCACUGUUGACAGAAUACGAAUUAAUUGGGAACACGUUCAUCAAUUAAUGCUAAAUGACAAGAUACGUGUUUUAGCAUACAAAACUGCAAUUUUUAAUUCAAAAGAAAAAUUUCAAGACAAAAUAAUAAUGGAUGUUGGUGCAGGCACAGGCAUAUUAUCAGUUUUUAGUGUUCAAGCUGGUGCAAAAAAGGUUUAUGCAGUAGAAGCAACUAUAUUAGCAAAAACUAUUGAGCAAGUAUCAAUAGAAAAUAACGUACAGGAUAAAAUUGAAGUAAUUCACAGCAAAAUAGAAGAUAUCUAUCCAGAUAGUUUGGAAAAAGUGGAUAUAAUUAUUUCAGAAUGGAUGGGUUUUUAUUUAGUACAUGAAGGAAUGUUAGAUUCCUUGCUUUAUGCUAGAGAUAAUUUUUUACAAGAGAAUGGUUUAUUAUUCCCAUCUGUAGCAAAAUUGUAUGCUUCACCAUGUCAGUUACGAAUUAUGUAUGAAUUUUGGGACAAUGUACAUGGAGUCAGUAUGAGGUGUAUUGGAAAACAGUAUAGAGAAAUCAAAUCCAAAACUCCAGAACUACUGUGUCUAGAUCAAAAUGAUCUUUUAGCAGAAGGUAAAUUGGUCGCUUGGCUGGAUUUAAAAUGUAUUUCUAGAGAAGAACUAGACCUAUUAUGUGGAGAGGACUAUGUAUCAGUGUGUAACAAGGAUGGAAGAUAUCAAGGAAUAUGCAUUUGGUUUACAAUUGAAUUUCCAGAUGGUUCAGAAAUGUCUACAGGGCCUCAUGAUGAGGCGACACAUUGGAAGCAAACCAUAGUUGUUCUUCCUGUAGAUGUAGAAGUAGAGAAACAUGAACCUAUUGCUUUUAAAUUACAUUUAAAAAAGGACACAAUGUGUCCGAGGUGUUAUAAUAUAGAAGUAAAGGUGUUGGAUGCAGAAGAAGUAGAACAUGAUAUUCCAUGUAAUUGUUACAUGACGAAAUGUAUAGUGACAAGGACAUAUGUUACAGACUGUAUAAAAGAUGAGACCAUUUCAUCAACUGAAUCGUAUGAAACAGAAUAAUUUUUAAAUUUUUAGCUUUGUUGU
This is a messenger RNA of Harpegnathos saltator (Jerdon's jumping ant), 1281 nucleotides long. RefSeq names its product Arginine methyltransferase 8. Gene Ontology annotation, cellular component: nucleus. The transcript has 5 exons. Gene Ontology annotation, molecular function: histone methyltransferase activity; protein-arginine omega-N asymmetric methyltransferase activity; protein-arginine omega-N monomethyltransferase activity. The record is from RefSeq and is a predicted model, not a curated record. Gene Ontology annotation, biological process: chromatin remodeling; peptidyl-arginine methylation, to asymmetrical-dimethyl arginine. The coding region runs from base 151 to 1257 and encodes 368 amino acids. NCBI's taxonomy places the organism in Eukaryota, Metazoa, Arthropoda, Insecta, Hymenoptera, Formicidae.